GCAUGCUUGUGAUGAUCCAAGAUUUGUUUGUUUAUUUAGUUCAGCUCAUUGCCAAAGACCUUUUAUCUCGGACUUUCUUCAAUUCAUUCCUCAUCCAUCGGUUUCUCCUCAAGACUCGUAAGCAGUUUCGGGCAGAAUCCUACUACAGCUAUAUGCUCAUUGCAGUAUCAGCUGAACUUCUAGAUCCUGGCUCAUAUGAUCAAGUUUCCCCGGAGUUUGAAUGCCGCAGCUUGGGAGUUCGACCGCAACUAAAAUGUCAAUGCUGCUUGUCCCAUAAUGAUGAAGGAAGGCUCAGAUGCUGAAAAUGAGAAGUCAAGGAACAAAGUUAAUAAGUUUCAAGAGCAAGGUUUUAGCAUGCUACGAACCACAUAUAAAUUUGAAGCAGUUCAAAGCACUUCCCUCUAUUUUUGCACUGAGAAAG
Molecule: messenger RNA, 421 nt
Organism: Fragaria vesca subsp. vesca
Lineage: Eukaryota; Viridiplantae; Streptophyta; Magnoliopsida; Rosales; Rosaceae
Exons: 2
Coding region: 3-302 (99 amino acids)
Source: RefSeq, a predicted model, not a curated record